Messenger RNA from Mycosarcoma maydis (corn smut), 1500 nucleotides. RefSeq lists its product as uncharacterized. The record is from RefSeq and is a predicted model, not a curated record. Lineage: Eukaryota; Fungi; Basidiomycota; Ustilaginomycetes; Ustilaginales. Bases 1 to 1500 code for a protein of 499 amino acids. Gene Ontology annotation, molecular function: transferase activity. The transcript has a single exon.
AUGUCUUCCCACUCCUCUAGUCCGAGCUCUGAACGAAGCUAUAGUGAACCCAGCUCAUCCGUGACGUCCUUCUGUCCGUCGAGAGCACCAUCUCCUUUGGAGCCUCUCUGGUCCCCAUCCGUCAACACCACGAGCAGUUCAUCAUCGCUAGAUGCUGCAACUGGUUAUGUGAUCGUUUUUGGCCCGCAACCGACCUUGCUUGACAGCCAGUCCCUCUUACAGCUAUCGAAAGCAGCUGGUGGUUUGGGCCAACACGUUCUCAACGAAGCAUGGUCGGCUUUUCGUCAAGAACUCAAGACAGCACAUGCUGCAAGUGAAAUGGGUAUCGCCAAUCUGCCCAUACCCUCUACUCUUUCCGAAUUCUGCGAUCUAUGCAAUCCGUACCAGCCGCAACAGGCGGUGCGUAAUCUCUUGCACCUCCUGAUUCAGUCGCUCACCGUUUUGGCAAUCGUUGAGGCCGGCAGCAUAGACAUCGGUCUGCUCUUGUCAGCCCAAGACGUCGACUCCUCGAUCGUAGCCAGUGUAGGCCUAUGCAGCGGCUCUUUGGCUGCCUACUGUUUUGCCACCUCUUCUUGCGCUUCCGAACUGGUUCACCGGUUGGUGCAAACCAUGCGUCUCGCAUUUUGGAUGGGCCUUCGCGUCACUCAAGCUGCUCUCGACCACUCGAUCCAAAGCAACGACAAUCUGUGCUCCAUAGAUGAUCCGUGGUGUCUUUUCGUCCAAGGCUGCUCGCUGGCAGAGAUGCAGCUGCAUCUUCACCGUUUCUCCAUUCAAGAGGCCAAUAUCCAAACUGUGGCCCAAGAAAGGCAGCUUCCAUGGAUUGCCAUCGUCUUUAACCACCAGCGUGUCUCGAUCGCCGGUCCACCCGAGUCACUUACUCGCUUUCGAGCCUUCUUGAAACACCAGACAGGGGGCACGUCGCUUGUACUCCGAGCAGUGUCGCUUCAUGCUCCCUAUCACUCUGAACUCUGGCUCUCUCGCGCUGUCCGAAUGCUUCGAAGCGAUCUUGUUUCGAGAAAAUUAAGCUUGGUCUCUUCUUCAGACCUCGUCUGUCCGCUAUUUGAUAAUGCCAGCGGAGAGGCGAUCGAUAGUACAACCCUCGGUAUACACCUAUCCGACUCCAUUAUCAGCUCCAUGCUACUCGGCACAGCUAGAUGGGAUCUCAUCCUGAAAAACCUCCCCGAGACAAUUCUGAAAGAACGAGGUGGAACUCUACGUAGGUUGGUGCUUAUCAAUGCUGGUCCUGACCACCGGCUUGCCAAAGAUGUGGUUCGAGCUUUGCAUGGUUCCUCGAGCGCAACUCGGUCCGACGCCCCAACGAAUGUCAAGACUCUUGAUUACAACGCAUCAUCCAUCACAAACCCUUCCUGUCAACAAAAAGGCACGCUUGCGAUACGCACAGAAGCUACCCCUUCCGCACCACAUUCAGUGCGUUUCUUUGGCCUGUCUGGGGACAGCUUGGAAGAGUGUAACAGAGCCAACGCCCUUCUGCAACACUAA